This is a messenger RNA of Racocetra persica, 166 nucleotides long. NCBI's taxonomy places the organism in Eukaryota, Fungi, Glomeromycota, Glomeromycetes, Diversisporales, Gigasporaceae. The record is from the annotation of a GenBank genome assembly.
GGCAGGUGUUUAUGUAAUGUUAUCUCGAGUACAAAGGUUAAAAGAUAUUAUGAUGUUAAGACCAUUUGAUCAAUCUAAAUUGAAUGUAACAAUGGACCCUGAUCUUAAAAAAAAACUUGACCAUUUUGAUGAAUGCUCAAAAACAACUGAAUAUUUACUAUUAUAA